Acinonyx jubatus (cheetah) is the source of this 4746-nucleotide messenger RNA. RefSeq names its product solute carrier organic anion transporter family member 2B1 (gene SLCO2B1). Gene Ontology annotation, biological process: sodium-independent organic anion transport; bile acid and bile salt transport; transmembrane transport. NCBI's taxonomy places the organism in Eukaryota, Metazoa, Chordata, Mammalia, Carnivora, Felidae. The transcript is spliced from 14 exons. The coding region runs from base 320 to 2305 and encodes 661 amino acids. The record is from RefSeq and is a predicted model, not a curated record. Gene Ontology annotation, cellular component: membrane. Gene Ontology annotation, molecular function: bile acid transmembrane transporter activity; protein binding.
GCUGUCCCAGCCAGGAAUCAGAGGAAUUCAGAGAGACAGAGACAGAAGGAACAAGUGGCUGCAUGAGGCAGGCACUUGGAGAGUGGGGUCAAGUUUUGCAGGAAUUCCUAACCCAUCUUGGAAGAGGUGGCUGCGGUCCAGUGUGGCCCAGGCGGCAUCAGCCUGGUGCCUGGAGUCUCCACAUUAGCGCCUCCCUUCUAGAAGUGGCUCGCGACUGUUGUCUCCAGGGGCCUCCCGAUAAGGUCUCACUCCCUCUCUCCUGCUCAGCUCCACUCUUGAAAUUGAAAUACGGGCUGGAAUUCACUGCACCCCAAAAAUCAUGGGACCCAGGAUAGGUCCAGUGGGUGAGGAGCCCCGGAUGUCAGACAAGGACACCAAGGCCAUGAUGAGCACAGAAGACAUACCUCAAGGCAAGGCCAGCCCAAACUCUCAGGACUUGCAACGAAGUGUGUUCUAUAGCAUCAAGUUCUUCGUCCUGUGCCACAGCCUGCUGCAGCUGGCACAGCUCAUGAUCUCCGGCUACCUCAAGAGCUCCAUCUCCACAGUGGAGAAGCGCUUCGGCCUCUCCAGUCAGACCUCAGGGCUGCUGGCUGCCUUCAAUGAGGUGGGAAACACAGCCCUGAUUGUGUUUGUGAGCUACUUUGGCAGCCGAGUCCACCGGCCCCGACUGAUCGGCUAUGGGGCUGUCCUUGUGGCCCUGGCAGGCCUGCUCAUGAGUCUCCCACACUUCAUCUCGGAGCCAUACCGCUACGACCGUGCCAGCCCCGUGGACAUGCCACAGGAUUUUGAGGCUUCUCUGUGCCAGUCCAAAACCUUGGUCCCAGACCCAACCCCAGCUCCCUCCAACAGCAGCUGCUCAAGCUACACGGAGACCCAACAUCUGGCUGUGGUGGGGAUAAUGUUCACGGCACAGACCCUGCUCGGCAUGGGCGGUGUGCCCAUUCAGCCCUUCGGCAUCUCCUACAUCGAUGAUUUUGCCCACAACAGCAAUUCGCCCCUCUACCUUGGGAUCCUGUUUGCAGUAACCAUGAUGGGGCCAGGCAUGGCCUAUGGGCUGGGCGGUCUCAUGCUGCGCCUUUAUGUAGACAUCGACCGAAUGCCAGAAGGUGGUAUCAGCCUGACCUCAAAGGACCCCCGAUGGGUGGGUGCCUGGUGGCUGGGCUUCCUCAUCUCCGCUGGUGCGGUGGCCCUGGCUGCCAUCCCCUACUUCUUCUUCCCCAGGGAGAUGCCCAAGGAGAAGCAUGAACUUCGCUUUUGGCGAAAGGUCUUGACGGUCUCAGACUCACCUGUUAGCAAAGGUGAAGAUUCUCCCUCUGAGCAGAGUCUGCGGGAACCUCUAGAGAAGCAGGAUGGCCUAGUCCAGAUUGCACCAGACCUGACUGUGAUCCAGUUUAUCAAAGUGUUCCCCAGGGUGCUGCUGCGGACCCUGCGCCACCCCAUCUUCCUGCUGGUGGUCCUGUCUCAGGUGUGCAUGUCAUCCAUGGUGGCAGGCAUGGCCACCUUCUUGCCCAAGUUCCUGGAGCGCCAGUUUUCCGUCACAGCGUCCUACGCCAACCUGCUCAUAGGCGGCCUCACCAUCCCAUCGGCCAUUAUAGGCAUCGUGGUGGGGGGCAUGCUGGUCAAGCGCCUCCACCUGGGCCCCAUGCGCUGUGGAGCCCUCUGCCUGCUGGGGGCGCUGUUCUGCCUACUUCUCAGCCUGCCCCUCUUUUUCAUGGGCUGCCCUACCCACCGGAUUGCAGGCAUCACCCACGAGCCUGGCAACUUGCCUGGACUAGAACAGUUUCCAGCCUGCAGAGGGAAUUGCUCCUGUCCAUUGGACGACUUUAACCCUAUCUGCGACCCCAGCACCCAUGUGGAAUACCUCACACCCUGCCAGGCAGGCUGCACAAGCCGGGUGGUCCAGGAGGCUCUGGACAAAAGCCAGGUUUUCUACGCCAACUGCAGCUGCGUGGUAGGGGGAGGCCCUGUGCCCGCGGGCUCCUGCGACUCCGCCUGCAGCCACCUGGUGCUGCCCUUCAUGUUCCUGGUCAGCCUGGGUGCGGCACUGGCCAGUCUCACCCACACACCCUCCUUCAUGCUCAUCCUAAGGGGAGUGAAGAAAGAAGACAAGACGCUGGCUGUGGGGAUCCAGUUCAUGCUCCUGAGAGUUUUGGCCUGGAUGCCCAGCCCAGUGAUCCACGGCAGCGCCAUCGACACCACCUGUGUGUACUGGGCCCAGAGCUGUGGGCGGCGGGCCGUUUGUCGCUACUAUGACCAUGACCUGCUCCGAAACCGAGGCUGGGGACCAUCUGAAGUCUGGCUGUAGACCUCUGGUGGAGUGGAGUGAAAAGAACAGUUUUAGAGUCAGUGAGCUUUGGGUUCAAAUCCUGACUGCCACUUACUCACAAUGUGACCCUGAACAAGUGAUUUAACUUCUCUGCAUCUGUUUCUUCACUUGUGAGGCUGAUCCUUCCUCUUUCCUGUCUCCCAAAAGUUGUGAAGACCAAAUAAUAACAUACAGGCAGUGCACCUGAUGACCAAUAUUUGUACGUUUCCUUCUCCUGUCCCUGAAAGAAUUUAAGGCACACAUAGAACAUGGGGGCAGGAUCGAGGUGAAGACAGAGGGAGGAGCCACCAAGGAGGGAGACACACUGCCCUGGCUGCAGCUCUGUUUGUCCCCUAAUCUCUCUUCCACUGUCAGCCAGGGCUCAGCCUGCCCAGCCUUAUCUCUCCCCACAGCCAGCCUGGGACAGCUUUUCUCAACUAGAUUUACAUUUUUAUUGAUUUUCUUUCUCCCUUCUAGAGCAGUCCCUUCCCCUGCUGCCCCUUUUGCUAUAAAAUGGGCUUACCCUGGGAAACAGUAGUUCUGGGGCUGACCAAGAAGUGAUGGUUCAAGGAUGGAUUCAUUCACCAUUCAUUCAUUCGUUUGUUUGUUCAACCACCCACCCGACCAACAAAUCCUACAUGGCUGCUCUAUGCACCUGUGCUGGCACUGCUGGGGACACAGUCACGUGUCAGAUACAGCAAACUCCUAGUGUAAGCAGACAAGCUGACACACAGUGACAAAAGCAUGAGUAGUCAUAUAGGGAAUAAAGAAGAGGAAGCCACAAACUCUUCCUGGGGCCAUCAGGAAAGUCUUCCAGAACAGGUUAGAUCAGAGCUGGCUUAGGAGAUUAGGCAGGAAGUCCCCAGGUAAGAUGAAGGGAUUGGGCAUGAGAAACACUGGGAUGCACAAAGAUAGGGAGACAUGAGAGAGCAAGGUGCGUCUGAGAUAUGACACAAGAGCAAUGUGGCAGGGGUGUACUGUGCUGGGUGGGGCAAUCAGGAGAGACAGGAGAGCUGAGGCUGGAGACACCACUGGGGACUAAGCCUUGAGUUCCAGCAGAAGGCUUUGGAUAUCUUCCUGAGGGCAAGGAGAAGCCCUUGAAGCAUUGAUUGAUGGAUAAUUCCAUUGACUGGUUAUUUUAAGUGGAGUGACAUGACAAGAUUUGUGUUUUAGAAAGGCUGCUGGCUGCACCAUGGGGGCUUUGAGUGGUAAAGGGAAGCUGGAGGCCAAGAGCUCAGGCAGGAGGCUGGUGCGCUAAUCAAGGGGAGAAUUAGGAGGUCCUGAACCAGGUCAAGAGAGGCAUCCUAGAAGUGGGGACAUCUAAGCUGAGUCUUGAAAGAUGAGUAGGAACACACCAGGUGGAGAAGCUGGAAACGGUGUCCAGGGAAGAGAAAGGGCACAGAUAAAGUCUCAGCAUACAGAAAGCUCCUGGCAGGCUUGGGGAAUUUCCACUAGUUCAGCAUGGCUGCAGUGUGGCCUAAGAGAGGGGUCAUGGUGAGGGAUGAGGCUAAAGAAGUGAGUCGGGGCCUUAAACUUCUCUCAAUAUUCUGUCUCUGGAAGCAAAACUCAGGUGGGAGAGAAGAGGGGGAGCGCUGGCCACCUGUGCAGAGGUAGCUGUGUGGGACUGGGAGGGCCCUGGGUCAGGGGUGCUCUGUACUCAAAGCAGACCUUUCCAUACUCAACAACACUUCACAUUUUACAAAAUCCCUUCACACUUGAUCUUCACGGUUUCCUGGUGAGGCAUGUGGGACAAGGGUUAUAUUUCCCAUAUAGUGGACAAAUAAACUAAGGCCUAGAAAAGCACAAACAUUUGUCCAAGGUUACUCAAGAGCCUCUCAAAAUUCCACUGUUUGUUCUAAUAAAACUUCUUGCCACAGAAUCACAUAUACACACUAGAUGGUGUAGUGGCUGCUAACUAAUGUGAUGGAAUAAAAAAAAAAUGAGAGGAGACACAUCAGAGAGACCUCCUCCUCCUGUUCUGUUCCUUAAACUUCACCCUGCAGACAUUCCAGCUGAGAAAACAGAACCAGGUUCUCCCUGUGCUCUGGAAUCCAAUAAACAUGAGGGCAAAUUCCAGCUGUGCCACUUUCCAGGUGUGAGGGGUCACUGCACUCAGCAUUGGUUUUCUAAUCUUAAAAAUGGAAGGAAUGGGGCACCUGGGUGACUCAGUCAGUUAAGUAUCCAAUUCUUGACUUGGACUCAGGUCAUGAUCUUGCAGUUGUAGGAUGGAAUCCCGCAUUGGACUCUGUGCUGGGCAUGGAGCCUGCUUAAGAUUCUCUCUCACUCUCCCUCUGUGUAUGCAUAUGCUUGCUGUCUGUCUCUCUCUCUCUCUUUCUGUCUCUCUCUCCCUCUCUCCCUCCCUCUCUCUCUCUCUCUCUCUCUCUCUCACACACACACACACACACACACACUAUGGAAGACACAAACUCCACCUUUCAGGG